Molecule: messenger RNA, 921 nt
Organism: Conger conger (European conger)
Lineage: Eukaryota; Metazoa; Chordata; Actinopteri; Anguilliformes; Congridae
Gene: tmem74b
Product: transmembrane protein 74B
Exons: 1
Coding region: 1-744 (247 amino acids)
Source: RefSeq, a predicted model, not a curated record
AUGGAGUCUUUGAACACCGUGGAGCUCCGCGAUUUUGGGGAUGGGAACCGAAGUGCUUCUAAUCAGCCUACAAGUCCCCAUCAGCCAACCCCGUCAGCACCGCGGACAGCAAACAGCGGUGGCAUCGAGAACGCCUCGUUUCAGGAUGAGGAGCAGGAGACGGGGUUUGCCAACAACGUUCAUCGGGGUGAACCAAUUACAGGUCGCCGCGAUUCCACCUACAACAACGCCGGCCACCAGACACAGCCCCAGCCUUUCCAAAGAGACGAAUUAUCUCCUCGGUCGGAUGAGGAGCUGGACGCGGAGACCAGCGGCCAUUCGGUCGACUACGGCUUUAUUUUCGCCCUGGUGUUCCUUGUGAGCGGAAUUGUUCUGGUGGUGAUUGCCUACACCAUCCCCCGCGAAGCUAAGGUCAAUCCGGACUUGGUGACUGCGCGGCAGAUGGAGAAACUGGAGAUGUAUUACGCAGAGCUGGGCUCACACCUAGACAAGUGCAUCAUCGCCGGGCUGGGACUGCUGACGCUCGGGGGUAUGCUGUUGUCAAUGCUACUUAUGGUUUCCAUAUGCAAAGGCGAGCUGUAUCGCAGGAGGACUUUCGCAAUGUCCAGAAGGCCGAGAAAAACCUACGGAUCUAUAAAUCUGCGCAUGAGACAGCUAGAGGGAGAGGGCAGGGAUUCUCUUGUGGAAUGUGAGCCUGUUCCAGCAACGACGGUCACUGUCACCAGCGCAGAGGGGGCGAGCUAAGUUAUUUCUGCUACAGUAGCGUAGCCACAUCACAAGGGAAGGUUAUUAUAGUGUAGAAGGGCCUUAAGCAAGUGUGGAGUUGAGUCCAGAGAUCAAAGGAAAAAAAAAUUAUUUAUAAAAUGACUCCUUUUACUCUAGUAGCACACACACACACACACACACACACACACACACACA